UCACUAAUACGCACCCAUCACUGUUCCCUGCACUGCAAUUCCUCAGCCACAGAAACAUCACGCAAAACUCAACACACUUGUCCUACCUUCAUUAGCGCCGCCACUACUCACAACCAGUCACCCCCAGCUCCUAUAAUCGACACGUGCCCGUUCCUUACCCACGUUUUCCGGUGCUCAUUCACACGGACUUCCCUUCACUUUCCACCCCCAAACUUUUUGCCACCAAAAAGCACAAAAAGAAAAUAAUCAUUUUAUUAUUUAUUUAUUUAUUUUGAUUAUUACAAGCCGCUGUUCCUCCUUAUUCGGUCUCCUAUUGUUUACUGUGAAUAACGGAAUAUGUAAUAAGUGCUUCUGUAGUCCAAUCAAUGGUGCCUCUGAAAACCCUAGCUAGUUAGCUACCUUUCGCCGCCUUGCCUUUGUCCACAGCACGAACCGCAUCUUUUGGUUUUUUUGCAUGGAUCAUGUUUAUAUGUUGAGUGCUGCGAUUGACUUUUGCUGUGGGAAGGGAAUUUGAAAUUGGAAGAACAGUCAGCUGCCUAAAGGGGUAGCUGAGAGGGAUAGUGCCCUGUGUGUCUGUCACAGAUGGGUGAAGAGGGCCUGCGUCUUGGUGGGUUUUCAGCUGGUCUGGCAGUGAUACUGAAUGAUGAGGACAAGAAAGAUAAUUCAUCGAAGACUCGGCUUCUUUCUUGUUGUGAUGAUUUGGGUCAUGAAUCUGUGGAGCGAACCCUUGAAUAUGUGUUUGGUCUUCCCAACAGAUCACUCAAUCCAGUGACUGAUCCAAUUGACAGCAACUUUAUCCGCUCCAUCAUUAGGAAUGAGUUCUCUAGGUUUAAUGCGAAAUCCAGGGAUUCAUGUGGUGAAAGAGAUGGGAUUUUUAUUGCUGGAGGUGGAUCUGGGAUUGUUGGCCUGGAAAGUUCCAGCAUAUGUGGUGAUAUUACAAUCAUUAAACUGCCUUUGCUUGUAGAAAGCUUGGCGAAUUUCAGUAGUGCCAGGGCCAAUGUUUGUGUUUGGAAAGGAAAAUGGAUGUAUGAAGUUAUAUUAGAGACGUCAGGUAUACAGCAGCUGGGUUGGGCUACUAUUUCUUGCCCUUUCACCGAUCAUAAAGGUGUUGGUGAUGCUGAUGAUUCGUAUGCAUAUGAUGGGAAAAGAGUUAGCAAAUGGAACAAGGAUGCUGAGACUUAUGGUCAGUCAUGGGUUGUUGGCGAUGUCAUUGGGUGUUGCGUAGAUUUAGAACGUGAUGAAAUACUAUUCUUCAGGAACGGUAAUCCACUUGGUGUGGCAUUCCGGGGGAUACGAAAAAUGGGUCCUGGUUUUGGGUAUUAUCCUGCGAUCUCUCUCUCCCAGGGUGAAAGAUGUGAAUUGAAUUUUGGGGGCCGCCCCUUUAAGUUUCCAAUUGAAGGUUACUGUCCUCUCCAGGCUCCCCCGUGCAAGACCUACUUUGUAUCCAGGUUGCUGGAAUGUUGGUCAAGGCUGUUGGAUAUGCAUUCUGUGGAGAGGUCCGAGUAUUCUUUAGUUCAGAAAUUGAGAAGAGUAAAGAGGUUUCUUUCAUUGGAAGAAUUUUUUCAUCCUGUCUCUCAUGCAAUAGCUAGGGAAUUUUUCUAUGAAUUUGAUGCAGAUGCUGGCAACAAAGAGUACAUGGUUUGGGGUCCAGUGCUGUCUUUCUUGUUUGAUGUGUUUAGAUUGCCUGCACCCCAUGAUUAUUCAAGCCUGGAUAAAGUUGUUGACGUUCUGCUACAAUUUCAAGGUUCACAUUUGCUGUUUGAAAACAUCAUAGAUGCUCUUUCCGGUGGUUGUAAAAUAGCCCCAUUAGUUCUCACUGAAUGUCCUUAUUCUGGAUCAUAUGCUCACCUCGCCUUGGCCUGUCAUUUAUUAAGACGAGAGGAACUUAUGGUGCUUUGGUGGAAGUCACCAGAAUUUGAAUUCAUGUUUGAAGGUUUUCUGUCACAAAAGGCUCCGAACAAACAUGAUCUCGAGUCCUUGAUACCGACUGUUUGGUGGCCUGGUUCAUGUGAAGAUGCAACUUAUGCAGACAAUAUGAUGUUGACAACCACAGCUUUAUCUGAAUCAAUCAGCAAGAUUGAGGAGAAGCACAGGGAUCUUUGUCGCUUAGUGAUACAGUUUAUACCACCUUCAACGCCUCCUCAGUUGCCUGGGUCUGUUUUUAGAACAUUCUUACAAAGCCUUUUACUAAGGAACAGAGGUGCAGACAGAAAUGUCCCGCCCCCAGGAGUUUCUAGCAAUUCAGUUCUUGUUUCAACUUAUUCAGUGAUACUCCAUUUCCUAUCUGAAGGAUUUGAAUUGGGUGACAUCUGUGGCUGGUUAAAGGGCUGCAAAUCAGAUACUGGUUUUCUACAUAGAGGUGGCGAACAAAGAUUCCCUGUUAGUUUGUUAGUGAAAAAUGAUCCGCUUAAAACUGAUAUUUCCAGGCUUGGCGGAUCCUACAGCCACUUAUCAAAAGUACACCCUGUGAUUGAUUAUGAAAUGGAAGUGGUUAGAUGGGACGAAGGCUGCAUGGAUGAUGAAGAAACCAGAGUUACUCAUUCAAGCAGGCAGAAGCCCUGCUGUUGUUCUAGUUAUGAUUCUGAUUUUACAAGAAACUUGAAGGAUCCUGCCAAAUACAGAGCCAAAGGUUCUCGUGGCCAUUGUAGUUCUAUCCCAGAGAGGUCUGCUCAUGUCACUGCUGAAUGCAGUGAGGGCAGUUUGGAAGAUGAGAUAACUGAUAAAUCUGCCUCCAGUGAUCAAUCUGAACCUGAGUAUGGUUACCGACAGAUGCACCAUACAAAAACCGUCUCAAAGGAUAUUGAUAUGCCUACAGCUGCACUACUAGAAGAAGAGCUACUUGAUGUUUUGCUGUGGUUGUAUCAUGUUGGUCUUGCAUCAAAUUUUAAGCAGGCAUCAUAUUACAUGACACAUCAGGCACAGUCAAUCUUACUUUUGGAGGAAACUGAUAAACAAAUAAGAGAAGGAGCCUGCAGUGGGCAACUGAAGCUUUUGAAGGAAGCCCGGAAUGAGUAUAGAGAAGAGGUUAUUGAUUGCGUCAGGCAUUGUGCUUGGUUUCGCAUCUCUCUGUUUGCACGAUGGAAGCAGAGAGGAAUGUUUGCACUCUGCAUGUGGGUUGUCCAGUUGCUGCUGGUUUUGAGCAAUAUGGAUUCUGUGUUUGUCUAUGUCCCUGAAUAUUACUUGGAAGCUCUGGUUGAUUGCUUUCAUGUAUUGCGGAAAAGUGAUCCUCCGCUUGCUCCAUCCACAAGUUUCAUUAAGCGAGGACUUAAUUCAUUUGUUACCUUUGUUGUCACUCAUUUCAAUGAUCCAAGAAUAUCGAGUGCAGAUCUUAGGGAUCUUCUUCUUCAGUCUAUAUCUGUCCUGGUUCAAUACAGGGAGUAUUUGACUGCUUUUGAGAGCAAUGAGGCAGCCACCCAUAGAAUGCCAAAGGCUUUACUGUCAGCAUUUGAUAACAGAUCUUGGAUCCCAGUUACAAACAUACUUCUGCGAUUAUGCAAGGGUUCUGGUUUCGGUUUUUCGAAAAAUGGAGAAUCAUCUUCAUCAUCAUUUCUUUUCCAAAGGUUGCUAAAAGAAGCUUGCACAAAUGAUGAAGGAUUGUUUUCAGCUUUUCUAAAUCGUCUAUUUAAUACACUUAGUUGGACCAUGACUGAGUUUUCAGUUUCUGUUAGAGAAAUGCAAGAAAAAUACCAGGUAGUAGAGUUUCAACAAAGGAAAUGCUCUGUCAUAUUUGAUCUUUCAUGUAAUCUUGCAAGGAUUUUAGAGUUCUGCACUCGUGAGAUUCCUCAAGCAUUCCUGUCAGGACCAGAAACAAACUUGCGGAGGUUAACUGAGUUGAUUGUGUUUAUCUUAAAUAACAUUAUCUCUGCAGCGGAUGCUGAAUUUUUUGACAUGUCCGUUAGACGAAAUGGUCAAUCUCCAGAGAAAGUAAACCGGGGCAUGAUUUUGGCUCCCCUUGUCGGGAUGAUCUUAAAUUUGUUGGAUGCUACCAACUUGGCAGAAUUUCAAGAAAACAACUAUCUCGUGGAUGUUUUUGCAAGCAUGGACUGUCCAAAUACUGUCCAUUAUGGAUUCCAAUAUCUUCUUGAUUUUAACUGGGAUGGUUCUUCUAGUGGGGACGCUUAUGCUGCAAAAUAUGAGCCGCUUGAGAAUUUUCUGAGCCUCCUUACCUGCCGCGUUGUGGAACAACUUGAGAAAGUGGAUUGUGUGGGUGAAACUGAUGCUGAGGAUAGAAUAUGCUGCAUAUGUGUAACAUAUGAAGUGGAUGCCUUGAUUGAACCUUGUUUACACAAGUGUUGCUAUGGCUGUAUAACCAGGCAUCUACUGAAUUGCCAGAGAUGUUUCUUUUGCAAUACAACAGUGACUAGUGUUCGCAGAAUGGAUGAAAAGACGGGCUAAGGAGCUUUCUUUUUUGCAGUUACUUGGCCCCAGGUGGAAGUUGAGCCAGCUAGUGACUGAUUAUUUGCUUCUCCAUAAAGCCGAUGCUUGAAAAGUAGCAUGCGGAUAGGAACCAAAUGUCAAAAAACAGGGUGAACGGUGAAUGGAAGUAGUUGGAAAGGAUUCAUGAUAGAAUAUUAUUCAGAAAAUGGCUAGGUGCUCUUGCAUAAUACUUGAGGUGAAUAUGUGUUUUGGGGGGUUAAUGUGUUGCCAGCAACUCGCCAAUGUGAAUUGUGGAAUUUAUAGGCUACGCCAGAGUGCAUGAUUAUGUGAAAUUUGCGAUGUCAGCGGCAAGGAAAAUCCCCAAGCAACUCUUCAUUGUUCACUGGAUUUGUUUCGAAACUUUGAAUGCAGCCAUUAUGUAGAGUGCAACUGAAGCAAAGCACUAUCCACUAUCCACUCAGGAAACUUGAACCUAAUCUGCAUGUCUCAUCAGACUCUGUUCUGAUUGACAUGUAUUCCAUAUUUGGAUCCGUUGGUCAUUGUCAUACAAGGAAUGUCAUAACAUGGUUGCAAACUUUGACUAGGUGCAACAGCAACUACCAUAUAGGAAGAAAACACCAUCUUCAGGUGAUACAGCAGAUGAGUACUGAAAAGAGCAAAUUGCAAAAAUCUCAAAAGCUUGCACCACCUGCUGGAUAUCAUGCCAUAUCAAUCAUUGGUGAUUUGUAUUAGAGCCCAGCGCUGAGAAGCUUGGACUUCAAAAUCAGCCGAAUGAAAUCAUUGUAAAGAGACGUAAGAUUUCAUGCUGGUAGAUUUAGUUGGGAUCAAAUCACCUACUAUUUGUAGAGCAUAAAUUUUGACCAAUUCAAUCAUUUAGUUAUGCAUCCUUGGUUUUAGUCAGAGUCUUCAAUUUUGUAAAAUAUAAAUGAUAGUGUAUAUCUUUAUUGAUUUAUCAUAUCAAAUUAGCUUAAAU
Arachis duranensis is the source of this 5350-nucleotide messenger RNA. RefSeq names its product E3 ubiquitin-protein ligase RKP. The record is from RefSeq and is a predicted model, not a curated record. The transcript is spliced from 11 exons. The coding region runs from base 583 to 4395 and encodes 1270 amino acids. Lineage: Eukaryota; Viridiplantae; Streptophyta; Magnoliopsida; Fabales; Fabaceae. Gene Ontology annotation, molecular function: protein binding; ubiquitin-ubiquitin ligase activity. Gene Ontology annotation, biological process: ubiquitin-dependent protein catabolic process; protein ubiquitination. Gene Ontology annotation, cellular component: ubiquitin ligase complex; cytoplasm.